AUGACGGCACUGCAAGCUUCAGGCGAGUCUGCUUGGGCCUUGUGGCAGAAGGUUAAGAACGAGGGGCCGCUCAUUCAGUGCAUCACGAACUUUGUGUCCAUGGAUUUCAUGGCCAACACUUUGCUGGCUGCUGGCGCUUCACCAGCAAUGGCACACUGCAAAGAUGAGGUGCAGGACUUUCAGAAGAUUGCCUCUGCGCUGCUGGUCAAUGUGGGCACCCUGAGCCCAGACUGGACAGAGGGCAUGCGGCUGGCAGCAGAGGCAGCGAAUGCACUGGGCAAGCCUUGGGUGUUGGAUCCUGUGGGCGCUGGUGCCACCCCCUUCAGGACUCAGACGAUCAUGUCCCUGGUGAAUCUACGUCCAACAGUGAUCCGGGGCAACGCAUCAGAAAUCAUGGCUGUGGCCGGCGCGGCCGGGAAGACAAAGGGCGUGGACAGCACAGCCGAACCCACCCAUGCCCUGGAGCAUGCUAAGCAGCUAGCGAAAGAUCUGGGUUGCAUAGUGGCCAUCUCUGGAGCUACUGAUCUGGUGACAGAUGGGGAGCGAGUGGCCAAGGUCAGCAAUGGGGUGCCCUUGUUGACGAGGAUCACUGCUGCAGGUUGCUCUGUGACCGCCCUGAUAGCUGCCUUUGUGUGCUGCGCAUCCCGUGACGCUCUCCUGGCUACUGCCCACGCUCUGGCUAUCUUCGGGGUUGCCGCAGAAGUUGCUGGGGAUGUCAGGGGCCCCGCGAGCCUGCGUGUAGAACUGCUUGACAAUCUUUACUCAAUGGAUGAGACCACUGUUAGGAGUAGGGUCAACAUACAAUGGGAUUGCUGA
Messenger RNA from Coccomyxa subellipsoidea C-169, 816 nucleotides. RefSeq names its product Hydroxyethylthiazole kinase. Gene Ontology annotation, biological process: thiamine biosynthetic process. NCBI's taxonomy places the organism in Eukaryota, Viridiplantae, Chlorophyta, Trebouxiophyceae, Coccomyxaceae. The record is from RefSeq and is a predicted model, not a curated record. The transcript is spliced from 5 exons. Gene Ontology annotation, molecular function: ATP binding; magnesium ion binding; hydroxyethylthiazole kinase activity. The coding region runs from base 1 to 816 and encodes 271 amino acids.